AUGCGACAAUCCCCCCACGCCACCUCCUCCGAAAAACAAAACCCCUCCGCAAUUGCCCAGCCCGUCAUCGACAUGCUCCCACGUUUACACGUCCUAGUUAUCGGCCCUGGGCUCGGGCGCGACCUUUUAAUGCACGAUACAUGCGCCAGAGUAAUCGAAGCCGCGAAAAAGAACCACAUGCCCUUCGUGCUCGAUGCCGAUGGUCUCAACCUCGCACAAACAAGACCGGAGCUAGUACAGGGUUAUAAAGAAUGCAUAUUAACGCCCAAUGUGGUGGAAUUCGCGCGUCUGUGUAAGAGUAAGGGCAUUGAACCACAGGGCGGUGCGGGAGGGAAGGAUGUCGAAACGCUGGCCAAAGCCUUUGGGGGCGUUACUAUUGUGCAGAAGGGGAAGCAGGAUCUGAUUUCUAAUGGCGUUCGUACGCUUGUGAGUGAUAUUGAGGGGGGUUUAAAGAGGAGUGGUGGACAGGGCGAUACGCUGACGGGGAGUUUGGCGACAUUUUUGGGGUGGAGAAAGGCGUAUUUGGAUAAGAUUUGGGAUCAUGAAGGGGAUUUGGGGGAAGAAGAAUUGCUGGCUCUUGCGGCUUUUGGGGGGAGCAGUUUGACUCGGGAAUGCUCAAGGUUGGCGUUUUCAAAGAAAGGGAGGUCUUUACAGGCAAGCGAUCUGACGGAAGAAGUCCACGGGGCAUUCUUGAAUAUUUUCGGUGAACCUUCUUCGAGGUUGUAG
Molecule: messenger RNA, 726 nt
Organism: Venustampulla echinocandica
Lineage: Eukaryota; Fungi; Ascomycota; Leotiomycetes; Helotiales; Pleuroascaceae
Product: ATP-dependent (S)-NAD(P)H-hydrate dehydratase
Exons: 2
Coding region: 1-726 (241 amino acids)
Biological process (GO): metabolite repair
Molecular function (GO): ATP-dependent NAD(P)H-hydrate dehydratase activity
Source: RefSeq, a predicted model, not a curated record